Orbicella faveolata is the source of this 1744-nucleotide messenger RNA. RefSeq lists its product as uncharacterized. Gene Ontology annotation, biological process: regulation of mitochondrial membrane potential; regulation of cell population proliferation; negative regulation of insulin receptor signaling pathway. The record is from RefSeq and is a predicted model, not a curated record. Lineage: Eukaryota; Metazoa; Cnidaria; Anthozoa; Scleractinia; Merulinidae.
CGUCAGUUCUAGAAGGUCGCUAAGGUCGAGUACGCGACCACAUUUUCAUUACGUGAACAACUGAGUGCGUGGAUUCUAUUGUUUGGAAAUCCUUUUAUGCUAGUGGCCAACUCCCAAAGGAAGUACAAAGCAUUUCAGGUGCUCUUUAAUCAUUUGUGAAUCAAAACAAGAAUAAUAACUCUAAUUGUUUGACGGCAACCCAAGGGAAUUCAUAAGCAAUACACAUAAGCUUUGCCCAGGCACUCAAUGGUGUAUCAGAGACGCUUGGAACGCUUUUAUUGAUCAGAACAAAGUUCUACAACUGUAAGUAAGUUAUACUAGCUAAAAGGUUGCAUCGACGAAAACCCGUCGCUGGUGAAGAAAGGAAGUCAUGGAAGUGCAAACGAAACCGGCGGAUUUCACGUGUAACGUGAAAUAUCUAGGGUGCCAGAACGCCAUGUAUCCACAGACAGGGACGUUGGAAAAUAUCGCUCGCCUCUAUCAAAAGGGCUGCGCGUUGAACGAGAAAGACAACGCAAAACUGAUUGUAACCAAAGAGAACGUUUCACUGGAGAGCAAAAAUAACGAAAAGAUAUUCAAGCUACGGAAGAUUCUGUUCUGCGCCAGCUACAAGAAGAUCCCUAAAGUGGUCGCGUUCAAUUAUUUGUCUUCGUCUUCUCCCAGGCGGUUAGAGUGCCACGCGUUUCUCUGCGGUUCAAACGAAGACGCAAGAUGCGUUGUAGCCGCACUCACGAUGGCGUUCAGGAUGGCCUACAAGGAAUCGAAAACUUCAAGCGCGAUUCACGGCGACCAGGCAACCAUGAAUCACAGAGUUUGGAACGUGGAUUCAGCUGAUGAGAAAGACAUGAAAAUAAUUUUCGCCCUGCCGCGGAAGAUUGGGGAAAUUUUCGACACUUUGACCAAUUGCAUGACUCCAAAAUAACUCGGAGAAAUUGCAAUUGUGGAAACUGAAUUGGGCAAAAACAACCUCACACCAUAGAAAGCAAAUUUUAAUAAAAACUUGUGGUUGAGACGUCUGGAAAAUGAUUUAUGCAAAUGAACAAGAGCAAACUAUUCAUCGCCGGAGGCAUUGUUAAAGGAUUCGAUAGAACUGCAUCAAACGCAAAUUUGACGACUCUACAACUUUUGUCUUCUGUGGUGGUAAAGUAACUGUUUCUUUAAGCUUGAAAAUGUUGCUUUCAUCAGAGCAAUAAGACAUUCAACAUUGCUGAGUAAUGAACAAAUGUGCAGUAAACGAUGUCAUGGUUCGUUUGUUUUUAUUCUACUUUGCCACGAACCGAGAAAUCAGUAGAUAUCGAACUUAUGACCAAACUAUCAGAUUAAUAUUGAAAAUGAUGUCAUAAUAACGCGUCUGUAUUAACACAGAGCAAAUGAUUUUAGUUUAACACAAGAACAAUCUUACAGAGUAAACUUAGAAAAGAUAAAUGCGAGUUUGAAAAGAAGUGCCAAAUUGUUAAUAACAAAUUAAUAUAUUCCAUUGUAAAAUAUUUAUUAAAGUAUGAUAAUCGUCUAAGUUGAUCUAGACGUUCCUUUCCCAAAAUAUCAAAGUCAACAAAAAUUUCAGAAAAAUCGAAAUGUUUUCAGGCUUUUUUGUCACAUUCAAUUGUGUACAUUGUAAUUUUGAACUUGUUUGUUGUUUAAAUCGGUUGGAUGGUAGCCCAGCCUUGUUAUAAAAAGAAAUCUAAGAUUGCUUUCUGUUGGGGGAAAGCAGAGUGAACAAUAAAUAUGUCACAAGCAUUCUUCA